CCUUAGCGUUUUUGUGUAUUUUCGAUAUGAGUCACUCGUUAACAGCGCUUUCAAUCUUUCGGAAGUUCAACGGUAAUUUUUAACAGGAGAAUUAGUGCAAAAAGCUAGUUCCAUUCUUCCCACAAUCAACUGAAUACGAACACCCUCCGGUUUUGCCAUGUCCGAUCCCCGACUGCGGCAGCUAACGAUCAAAACCGGUGUCGUGAAGCGCCUGUCCAAGGAAAAAACCGUCUACGAGAAGGAAGUUAUCACCCAGCAGAACCGUAUCGACAAGCUGAAGGCCUCCGGUGCCGAUGAUCAUGUCCUUCGGAAGCAGGAGGAGGUGCUGCAGGAAUCGAUGAUGAUGGUUCCGGACUGCCAGCGGAGAUUGGCUAAAGCUUUCGAGGAGCUUAGUGAGAUGUUGAAGAACGAAGAAGAACUGAAAGAGACCGAACAGUAUCUAGCAGCAUCAAACGUUUUGGAGGAUGCCAAAGUUAACCUACCUCAACAUUAAACAAGAUAUUUUUGCCACGACAUCAAAAUUCCGCUUACCAAACUUUUUAACAAUUAACAUUUUAACCAAGAACAUAGCUUUGUGAGUUCCUUAAGAUUACUCAAGCACAAGUGCUCGACACGAAUCAAGAUAUGCAGAACCUACCC
Molecule: messenger RNA, 639 nt
Organism: Uranotaenia lowii
Lineage: Eukaryota; Metazoa; Arthropoda; Insecta; Diptera; Culicidae
Product: tubulin-specific chaperone A-like
Exons: 2
Coding region: 158-493 (111 amino acids)
Biological process (GO): tubulin complex assembly; post-chaperonin tubulin folding pathway
Cellular component (GO): microtubule cytoskeleton; cytosol
Molecular function (GO): beta-tubulin binding
Source: RefSeq, a predicted model, not a curated record